Sclerotinia trifoliorum is the source of this 1663-nucleotide messenger RNA. NCBI's taxonomy places the organism in Eukaryota, Fungi, Ascomycota, Leotiomycetes, Helotiales, Sclerotiniaceae. The record is from the annotation of a GenBank genome assembly.
ACGUCUAAACCACAACAUGCAUAUAAAUUAACCUCCCUUCAACGGUAAUUGUUCCGAAAACCUUUGUCGCUGCGAGCCCUUCUCUUUUCUCGCUUCCAAUUCUAUUGAGACCCUCAAAAGGAAAAACCUCCUCCUAAAAUCUCAAUAGAAAUACUUUUCUUCAAAGCUUCUUUGGACAGCAGCGGCGGAGUUCCCUCACCUUCCUCUUGUUAAUACUGAACAACGCAAAGUCCAAUCAUCUAUAAAUCACGUCAACUGCGGUGCUUUUGGCAUGAUACCUUUUCUCUUUUUCAUUACCCAUAUUCAAUCUUUGAAAUUUUAACACCUACACUCACUGCUACAAUACUUUUACCUUCAAUCUACCUUCAUUAUGAAGUUCACAAACGCAAUCGCUCUCGCUAUCUUGGCUGCUACCGCCGCCGCCGUCGCCGUUCCUGAGCCAUGGUGCGGAAGGUAAGAUAUUCCUUUUUCCCCGUCGAUAUAUCUGUUACAGGAACAUUAUGCUAACAUAAACUUUUAGACCCGGUCAACUAUGCAAGCGUACUCCUCUCGCUGAGGCCGAGGCCGAAGCUUGGUGCGGACGCCCUGGUCGACCUUGCCGCAAGACCAAGCGUGCUGCUGAAGCUUUAGCUGAGGCUUUCGCCGAGCCAGCCGCUGAGGCCUAUGUUGAUGAGGCCGUCAUCAAGAGAUGCAACAUGGUUGGUGGUGCUUGCUUCGAGGCUAAGAGACUCGCUAGAGAUCUUGCUGAGGCUACUGCUGAGACCAAGAGGGAUGCUGAUGCUUUCCUCGAGGGACUCAACAUUGAAUCCCGUGAGGGUAAGAUAUAAUUUUUCUAUUCUCCCUUUCUUCCUACACUCUCCCUAUACUCUUGUCAAGAAAUAUCUGCUAACAUAAUCCCUAGUUUCGGAGAUCGUCGCUCGCGAGGCAGAGGCCUGGUGUGGACGCCCCGGACAACCAUGCAAGCGCAACGCUGAAGCCGAAUGCGGACGCCCCGGCCAAUCCUGCAAAGAGAAGCGAAAAGCCGACCCCGAAGCUGAAGCCUGGUGUGGAAGUCCCGGUCAACCUUGCCGUGCCGUUCGUCGUGCCGCCGAAGCUAUGGCUGAGGCGCUCGCUGAGCCAACCGCUGAGGCAUGGUGCGGACCUUGUCGCAAGGCUAAGAGAGAUGCAUUCGCUUUGGCUUAUGCUGCUAAUGUUGCGCUUGCACAAUUGUAAGUGGUUACCUACAUACCAUUGCGGGAUUUGCGCCAAAACUCGAAUGGAUGAAAUGCUGCCUAUGGAUUUCCGUCUCGUUUCUUCAACUUUCUAGUCGAUAGAUUACUUUACAUCACGGCGAUUCAGCCACGUAUUUCUUAGACGCACCUUCGACUCACUUUGUUGCAUUUCUUUCUUUUCGUCUCGUUCGGUACAUACACGAGCAGACCACAGAUAGCGCUAGACUUUUGCGCCUACAUACACAAGAACUUCGAUUCAUGUUCCUUUUUACAUUACAAAUUUUGGCACUCUGGAUUUUUACUCUAUAAAAGAAUGAUACAAUUUUUUUUCACUUCGCCGUCAUAUUUUUUAUGGAUAGGCAGAUAUCACUUUUGGGAUAUCAUUCAACACAACAUGGCUUUUGGGAUCUUUAAAAGUAAAGCAAGCAUGGCAAAAGCAUGGGCCAAAAAAA